GCACAGCUGGAUGAAGAAGGACAGUUUCUUGUCAGAAUAAUUUACGAUGAUUCCAAAACCUAUGAUCUGGUUGCAGCUGCAAGCAAGGUCCUUAAUCUAAAUGCUGGGGAAAUUCUUCAAAUGUUUGGAAAGAUGUUUUUUGUGUUUUGUCAAGAAUCUGGUUAUGAUACAAUUCUACGUGUCUUGGGCUCAAACGUCAGAGAGUUUUUGCAGAACCUGGAUGCUUUGCAUGACCACCUUGCUACUAUUUACCCGGGUAUGCGAGCCCCUUCUUUUAGAUGCACUGAUGCAGAGAAGGGGAAGGGACUUAUUCUGCAUUACUAUUCAGAAAGAGAAGGUCUCCAGGAUAUUGUCAUUGGGAUCAUCAAAACAGUUGCUCAACAGAUCCACGGUACAGAAAUAGACAUGAAGGUUAUUCAACAGAGAAAUGAGGAAUGUGACCACAUUCAGUUUUUAAUUGAAGAGAAGGAGUCUAAAGAAGAGGACUACUAUGAAGACCUUGACAGAUUUGAAGAAAAUGGUACCCAAGAGUCUCGCAUCAGUCCUUAUACUUUCUGCAAGGCCUUCCCUUUCCACAUAAUAUUUGACAGAGAUCUGGUGGUCACGCAGUGUGGCAAUGCUAUAUACAGAGUCCUUCCACAGCUGCAGCCAGGAAAUUGCAGUCUCUUGUCAGUUUUCUCCUUGGUCCGGCCUCAUAUUGAUAUUAGUUUCCAUGGGAUCCUCUCACAUAUCAAUACAGUCUUUGUACUGAGGACCAAGGAGGGGCUGUUGGAUGUGGAAAACCUGGAGUGUGAAGAUGAACUGACUGGCACAGAAAUCAGCUGCUUACGCCUGAAAGGGCAAAUGAUCUACUUGCCUGAAGCAGAUAGUAUUCUCUUUCUUUGUUCGCCGAGUGUGAUGAACUUGGACGAUUUAACCAGAAGAGGUUUAUAUCUGAGUGAUAUUCCAUUGCAUGAUGCUACUCGUGAUCUGGUUCUUUUGGGAGAGCAGUUCAGAGAGGAAUAUAAACUGACUCAAGAGCUUGAGAUCCUCACUGACAGACUGCAGCACACACUGCGUGCACUGGAAGAUGAAAAGAAAAAGACAGACACAUUACUGUACUCUGUUCUACCACCAUCAGUGGCAAAUGAGCUGAGACACAAGCGUCCUGUUCCAGCUAAGCGGUAUGACAAUGUGACCAUUCUUUUCAGUGGCAUUGUUGGUUUCAAUGCCUUCUGUAGUAAACAUGCCUCUGGAGAGGGAGCCAUGAAGAUUGUUAAUCUUUUAAAUGAUCUUUACACAAGAUUUGAUAUUCUGACUGAUUCACGAAGGAAUCCGUUUGUUUAUAAGGUGGAAACGGUUGGGGACAAGUAUAUGACAGUGAGUGGUCUACCAGAGCCUUGUAUUCAUCACGCACGAUCUAUCUGCCACCUGGCAUUGGAUAUGAUGGAAAUAGCAGGCCAAGUUCAAGUAGAUGGUGAGCCUGUACAGAUAACAAUAGGAAUCCAUACUGGUGAGGUAGUCACAGGUGUCAUAGGCCAAAGGAUGCCACGUUACUGUCUCUUUGGAAAUACUGUCAAUCUAACCAGCAGAACAGAAACUACUGGAGAAAAGGGAAAGAUCAACGUCUCUGAAUAUACUUACAGAUGUCUUAUGACACCAGGAAAUUCAGAUCCUCAGUUUCACCUGGAAUACAGGGGUCCAGUUUCUAUGAAGGGUAAAAAAGAACCAAUGCAGGUUUGGUUUUUGUCCAGAAAGAGUACAGAGACAGAGGAAACAAAGCAAGAUGCUUUCUGAGCUGAGGGAAGAGGAAGAGGAUGCUGGAUAGGGUGCAAUACUGUCUCCAAAUAGGGUGCCAGGCAGUAAGGUUGAAUUAUCGAUGUUAUUUCACAUCGUAUCUUCCAUUGCCAUGUGCAGUACCAUUGUCUUUUGCCCUACUCCUGAAAUCAUACUCACCAUUUUUCUCCAUGCUCGCUUGCUAUUUUUUUUUCCUUAAUGUUUGGUAUUGUUAUCUCUCUGCUGUGAGCAUGUAUUUCAAGCUUUCCUUUUUUUGAUAUGCAUUUUUGCACGUCAGUCAUGUGGCCCUUCCUACCACCAGAAUAAAAUUUUGUAGUAUGCACGCCACAACUAACCGCUUCAAUCCGAUGCUUCACAUCUUCAUCUUCAUCUCUGAAGUAUAGUGGUUACGUGAAUCAGUGACGGUUCUGGAAAGACAGGUAUUUCACUUGUUGAGCAGAACAAUGAGCCUAAAGAACUAUUUUUAAAAAUACUACCUAAAGCAGCAUUAUAAAAAUAAUUGUAUAAUGUUGUUUAUCAGAUUUAGUUCUGCUAUUACCGCACUUUCUAUGCAUUUUAUGAAUAACACUUGAUGCACUCUAAAUUCC
Cariama cristata (Red-legged seriema) is the source of this 2363-nucleotide messenger RNA. It is a transcript of the gene GUCY1B1, whose product is annotated as guanylate cyclase 1, soluble, beta 3. The coding region runs from base 121 to 1776 and encodes 551 amino acids. Gene Ontology annotation, cellular component: guanylate cyclase complex, soluble. Gene Ontology annotation, molecular function: heme binding; guanylate cyclase activity. NCBI's taxonomy places the organism in Eukaryota, Metazoa, Chordata, Aves, Cariamiformes, Cariamidae. The record is from RefSeq and is a predicted model, not a curated record. Gene Ontology annotation, biological process: cGMP biosynthetic process; response to oxygen levels. The transcript has 12 exons.